AUGACCUUCCCUGCGGUGGGAUAUACAUACGAGAAAAAUCCCGAAAUACACAACGAUUUCCAUAGGGUAGAACUUCAGACAGCACUUAUGGGCGCUGGACGUGUGUUUGGCGCCUUUAUUGACAUCGAGGGAGUUGAACGCCUAGCUGGGAUUGCUAUCUGGUAUGGACCAGGAAAGCAAUUUCUUGACGAAAAUGACCCUGAGCAACUGGUAUAUUGGACACAUUUUUCGAAUAAACUGGAUCCGAAACCCGUCAGUGGUGGAAGGAAGUGUCAACUCACCUUGGACGGGCUUGGUGAAGGGGUUAAGAAAGGGCUGUUUCACUUGCAAGUACUCGGAGUUCACCCUAAUUUCCACAGAAGGGGAGUGGGAAGGGCUCUAAUUGAUUAUAUGCUGCCUCAAAUCGACGCGCAGGGAAUUGCGUCUUGUGUGGAAACCGCCAAUGAAGCCAAUAUGUUGUUUUAUGGCAGCUUCGGGUUUCAGGUCAAAUCAAAGAAGGAGUUUCCCUCCACGCAUGGCGACUUCGUUAUGUGGUGCCUGAGGAGAGAACCCAAUGCCGGAAAGGAGUUACCAUCUAAUUAA
Messenger RNA from Rhizoctonia solani, 582 nucleotides. RefSeq names its product GNAT family acetyltransferase. The record is from RefSeq and is a predicted model, not a curated record. Bases 1 to 582 code for a protein of 193 amino acids. Gene Ontology annotation, molecular function: acyltransferase activity, transferring groups other than amino-acyl groups. The transcript is spliced from 5 exons. NCBI's taxonomy places the organism in Eukaryota, Fungi, Basidiomycota, Agaricomycetes, Cantharellales, Ceratobasidiaceae.